Ascochyta rabiei is the source of this 615-nucleotide messenger RNA. Its product is annotated as Cyanase. Lineage: Eukaryota; Fungi; Ascomycota; Dothideomycetes; Pleosporales; Didymellaceae. The transcript is spliced from 3 exons. Gene Ontology annotation, molecular function: cyanate hydratase activity; DNA binding. The record is from RefSeq and is a predicted model, not a curated record. Bases 1 to 615 code for a protein of 204 amino acids.
AUGUCUUCCAUCGCCCGUCUUGCACGCUCUGCCCGUUUCACAUCUCGCGCCAUUGCUCCUGCCCCGGCUCCAUUGCGACCAGCAGCAUUCACAGCUCCCCGGUGCUUCCACUCUACUCCAUCUAAGAUGUCGCAACACCCAAUUGCAACCCUACAGGAGGAUCUGAUCCCCCGCCUGCCCCCGUCCUCGCCCACACUCUUCGAAGCCAAGAAGAAGAAGAACCUCACCUUUGAAGCCAUCGCCAAAGAAGUUGGUCGCGAGGAAGUUGCUAUUGCGGCGCUCUUCUAUGGCCAGGCAAUGGCCUCGGCCGAGGACAUCCAGAAGCUGUCCAAGGUUCUUGACAUCCCCGCCGAAACCCUCGAGUCACAGCUGUCCGGCUUCCCAGAUCGCGGCCGUUCGCUCGAGAUGCCGCCGAAAGACCCGCUUGUAUACCGCUUGUAUGAGAUUGUGCAGAACUACGGAUAUGCGUACAAGGCAGUGUUGAACGAGAAGUUUGGUGAUGGCAUCAUGAGUGCCAUUUCGUUUUCGACCAAGAUUGAGAAGGAGACUGACGACAAGGGCGAAUGGGCAAAGAUCACAUUGAGGGGCAAGUGGCUGCCAUACUCGCGAUUCUAG